Molecule: messenger RNA, 1630 nt
Organism: Herpailurus yagouaroundi (jaguarundi)
Lineage: Eukaryota; Metazoa; Chordata; Mammalia; Carnivora; Felidae
Gene: FAM162A
Product: family with sequence similarity 162 member A
Exons: 5
Coding region: 150-617 (155 amino acids)
Biological process (GO): cellular response to hypoxia; neuron apoptotic process; positive regulation of release of cytochrome c from mitochondria
Cellular component (GO): mitochondrion
Source: RefSeq, a predicted model, not a curated record
CACGGCCUGCUGGGUCCUCCCUCCAGCCCCGCCUGUCGCGUCCGCCAGUACCGCCCACCCCUUUCCUGUUGCGGAGUUUGGUGGCAUUGAACGGGCCCGCGCGCUGUCACCGCCUGCGAGGCGCAGUCCGGUCGGCGGAGUAGGCGGCCAUGGGGAGCCUGCGCAGCCUGCGCUGGGCGGCGGGAAGCUAUUUUAGGUUAUUUGAAAGAGAUGCUUCCUCAUCUCUAAGACUUACCAGAAACUCUGAUUUGAAGAGAAUAAAUGGAUUUUGCACCAAACCACAAGAAAGUCCAAAAGCUCCACCCUACACUUACAGCCACAGAGUGCCAUUACACAAACCUACACAUUGGGAGAGGAAGAUCCUGAUAUGGUCAGGUCGCUUCAAAAAGGAAGAUGAAAUCCCAGAGACUGUCUCGUUUGAGAUGCUUGAUGCUGCAAAGAACAAGAUCCGGGUGAAGAUCAGCUAUGUAAUGAUUGCCCUGACAGUGGCCGGAUGUAUCUUGAUGGUUGUUGAGGGCAAGAAGGCUGUCAGAAGAAACGAGUCUUUAACAAGCCUGAACUUAGAAAAGAAAGCUCGCCUGAGAGAGGAAGCAGCUAUGAAGGCCAAAACAGAGUAGCAGAGGUAUCCAUGUUGGCUGGCUUUUGAAAAUGCAGGAAUAAUUUUGCAGCAAUUAGCCUGUUAUUAAGAAGAAUAUGGUAUGAGGAUCUGUUUCAUGAAAGUAUGGUUUACACAGACAUAAAUUUCUGCUGUAGUGGUACAAAUAAAUUUCCUUAAAAAAAUGACCUGUCUAUAUUUUUGUGGCUUUGAUCCAGGUUAAAUGCAGCCUUUCACCUUUUUGGAGAAAAAUCGGGCAAGUUAUUUAAACUUUAAUAUUAACUCUUCUUUAGAGAGAUGCCAUAUCUUACUUUAAUUUUCAUUACGAAAGUGAUUUCUCUACAGAAGCCAAAAUGGCUUCUAGUUCUGUAUUUCUCGCUCAUGUGUACUCAUUUCCAGAGGGAUAAGGAAAGCCAGCUCAGUAUACUGCCCAGGGGCAUCUUGGAGAGCUAACCUCCCCAAAUAUCAUGGUGCUUCUGAGAGCCCUGGGAAGCAGCUAGAUCACACUCUGCCAUCUUCAGGCAUGUUAAUAGAGGCUUGUAGAAGAGCAGUCUUGGAAAAGGUCCUGGGAAGGUGAUGAGAAUGGUCUGGUCAUGAGUUUCUGAGGACUCUGAAAUCCCAGCACCAUAAAGUUGCUUUGGGGCCAGCAGUCACCUCUUCUGCUGCAUGGCUUAGAGUUCACAAUUGGUCCUUUUCCUUUUGCCUUUACACUAAAUUUCUCAAUUACGAAAAUCUAUCAAAUGCAUAUUCUUAUUUAUUAGUGUUGAAAGAUAAGCAUGUGCAUCCAGGAUGUAUUUCAUUUACACUUUACGAUGCCAGCUGUCUCAUAUUUAGGUAUGGAUGCUGGUAUUUCAUAUAUUCUCACGUUUCAUAGUAUUAAUGGAUGACAUGAAUGACAAGUCCUCACAGCCAUCCCAACCUGCUAGUUGUCUCUAGAGGAUUGUAACAGAAAGUAAUAUAUGCAGCUGUAUUGGAACUUGAUUUAACAAAAUACUAAGUAAAAUGUAAUGCACCAAAUAUAAUUUCAUGAUCUGA